Messenger RNA from Phalacrocorax carbo (great cormorant), 2514 nucleotides. NCBI's taxonomy places the organism in Eukaryota, Metazoa, Chordata, Aves, Suliformes, Phalacrocoracidae. The record is from RefSeq and is a predicted model, not a curated record.
CCCGCCCCACCCCGCCUUCUGGGCCAAUCAGCGGCGGCCCCGCCCUCACCGGCCAAUCGGAACCGCCGUCUCCCACUUCCUCAUUCUCGCGGCCAAUCGGCGCCCGGCGGGGGGGGGUGGUGGAGGGCGGGGCCACGUGACCCGAGCCGCCGCCCAAUCGGCGCCGGCCCCGCCCCCCCGGCGCGCGGCGAACGUAAACAACAAACAAGCGGCGACGUCACAGACGUCAGCGACGUCGUCAGCGAGCGGCGGCGGCGGCGGCGGCGGGGGGAGGGGGCGCCGCGGUCGCUCCUGAUUGGCUCGGAGAAGCCCCUCGCGAGGGUUUCCAUGGGGUCCCACAGCAGCAGCAGCAGCGGCGGCGGGGGGGAGGGGCGGGGGGGGAGGGGGGCGGGGGGGCGCCGCCCCUCCCCCCCUCCCCCCCCGCCGCGGGGGGAGCCCCGGCGGGGGGAGGGGGAGGGGGAGGGGGAGGGGGAGGAGGAGGAGGAAGAUGAUGACGUCGACCUGGCCCAGGUCCUGGCCUACCUGCUGGGGAGGGACGGGGCGGCGCAGGGCGGGGCCCGGGCGGGGCCGGGGGAUCCGCCCGACUCCGACGAGGAGCCCUGGGAUGGGGGAGGGGCCGACUCUGACCCCGCCCCAGCCCCGCCCCCCCCCGACACCCGGGGCUUGGCCGGGCACGAGCUGAGGCUGCAGCUGGAGCUGGCCCUGGGGCGGGGGGCGGGGCCCGGCCCCACCGAGGAGAGUCUGCCCCGCCUCCUGCGGCAGCGCGAGUGGGGCCGGUGCCGCAACGGCAGCUUCUCGCCGGGGGAGAAAACCCGCUUGGGCUCCCAUUUCCUCCCCAACCACGUGACCUUCGCCGACUCCUACCCCAAAAAAGCCUUUUGCGGCGUCUUCUCCGACGACGGCUCCGUCUUCGUCUCCGCCUCCCAGGACCAGACCCUGCGCUUCUACGAGAGCCGGCCGGGGGGGGAGGGGCUGCGCCUGUUCCGCGCCUCCCGCGCCCGCGACGUGGGCUGGAGCGUCCUCGACGUCGCCUUCACCCCCGACGGCGCCCACUGCCUCUACUCCAGCUGGUCCGACUACAUCCACGUGUACGACAUCUACGGGGACGGGGACAACCACACGGCGCUUGACCUGCGGCCGGAGGAGCACCGCUUUGCCGUCUUCUCAUUGGCCGUGGGGCCGGGGGGGCGGGAGGUGGUGGGCGGAGCCAACGACGGCUGCCUCUACGUCUACGACCGCGAGCUCCAGCGGCGCGUCCUACGGGUGGCGGCGCACGAGGACGACGUGAACGCGGUGGCGCUGGCGGGGGAGGGGCAGCUGCUGCUCUCGGGGGGGGACGACGGCGUCUGCCGCGCCUGGGACCGCCGCAGCCUGGGGGAGGGGCGGCCCCGCCCCGUCGGGCUCCUGGCCGGCCACCGCGACGGCAUCACCUUCCUGCACCCGCGGGGCGACGGCCGGUACCUGGUGACCAACUCCAAGGACCAGACGGCCAAGCUGUGGGACCUGCGGCGCCCGGCCGGCCCGGGGGGUUUGGCCGCCGCCCGCCGCGCCGUCGCCCGCCAGAGCUGGGACUAUCGCUGGCAACGGGCGCCUCGGAGGGGUGAGGGGGCGGGCGCGCUGCCCGGCGACACGUCGCUGGUGACCUUCCGGGGCCACGCGGUGCUGCAGACGCUGCUGCGGGCGCGGCUCUCGCCGGGCGGCGGCCUCUUCCUGGGGGCGGGCUCUGCCGAGGGGGCGGUGCUCGUGUACGACGUGCUGACUGGGGCGGGCCGUGCGGCGGCUGACCAAAUCACGGGGCCUGUGUGCGGGACGUCUGCUGGCACCCGCACGGGGGGGUGCUGGCCAGCGCCUCGUGGGACGGCAGCAUCUGCCUUUGGGCCUAUCGGGAGCCGCAGGACGAGGACGUGGACUGGGGCCGCCCCUCCCCCCCCCAAUAAAGCGCUGCGACCCCCAACCGCCGUCCUGGGGUCGCCCCUGUUCCCCAAGGCCCACGCCCUGGUGCUGGCGGCACUUGUGGGGCUGGAGCCCGGCCUGCGGGCACGCGCUGACCCCCACAGCCUGCUGGCCUCGCCCCACAACCUGCUGAGGCGUGAGCGCCUGGUGGCCUCGGCCGGCGGUUGGACGAGCCUCUUUCUGGGCGCCCUAUUGGUCGCCGCGUUGCCCCUGGUGCGGCCGGGCGGGGCCGCCUUGGGGCGGGCCUUGGGGCGGUGGCUGGUGGGCGUGGCCAUGGCACGCUCCGCCCCCCGCUUCUUCGCCCUCUUGGAAGCCGUGACGGGGCGGUGCGUAAGCCCCGCCCCCCUCGGGCUCCUCCUCCUGCCCCACGGCGACCCACGGAGCUGCCGGGCCAAUGGGCACCGGUGGGAGGGGGUUCGGCGCCUCCCCCCAGGCCUUUGCCUUGGUUCAUUGCGGCCUGGGAUUGGCCGAGGAAGCCUGGGCUUUGGGGCGGCUCCUGUACCCGCCGCCCAGGGGGUGGGGCAAGAAGGAGGCGCCUCAUUGGCUGAGGCGGGGCCGUGA